CGGGCGCCGAUGUGGUGCUUACUGACUGCGGUUUUGAUCGCUCUCCCUUGUUCCCUCGGCUGGGUGUUGGCGUCGCACCAUGGCGCCCAAGGGCAAAGUGGGCACAAGAGGGAAGAAACAGAUCUUUGAAGAAAACAAAGAGACUCUGAAGUUCUACCUGCGGAUUAUCUUAGGAGCCAAUGCUAUUUACUGUCUGGUAACCUUGGUCUUCUUUUACUCAUCUGCUUCAUUUUGGGCCUGGAUGGUCCUGGGCUUUAGUCUGGCAGUCUAUGGGGCCAGCUACCACUCCAUGAGCUCAAUGGCACGGGCAGCCUUCUCUGAGGAUGGGGCCCUUGUGGAUGGUGGCAUGGACCUCAACAUGGAGCAGGGCAUGGCAGAGCAUCUGAAGGAUGUGAUCCUACUGACCGCCAUCGUGCAGGUGCUCAGCUGCUUUUCCCUCUACAUCUGGUCCUUCUGGCUUCUGGCUCCAGGCCGAGCCCUUUACCUCCUGUGGGUGAACGUGCUAGGCCCCUGGUUCACAGCAGACAGUGGCACCCCGGCCCCAGAGCACAACGAGAAACGGCAGCGCCGACAGGAGCGGCGGCAGAUGAAGCGGCUAUAGCCAUUGGCCUUGUGGCAAGAGGCUGCUGGACCUUGGGCAGCUCGAUCAGGCAGCAUGGCCUCAUGCCAAGAGCAGUGAGGGCCGUGCCCAGAGGCCAGGCGUCCUCAGAGGCACAGGAUUGUUGAAUAAAUGGCUUCAAGGUGA
Echinops telfairi (small Madagascar hedgehog) is the source of this 745-nucleotide messenger RNA. It is a transcript of the gene TMEM208, whose product is annotated as transmembrane protein 208. Gene Ontology annotation, biological process: vacuolar protein processing. The record is from RefSeq and is a predicted model, not a curated record. Bases 80 to 601 code for a protein of 173 amino acids. Gene Ontology annotation, cellular component: intracellular membrane-bounded organelle. NCBI's taxonomy places the organism in Eukaryota, Metazoa, Chordata, Mammalia, Afrosoricida, Tenrecidae. The transcript is spliced from 6 exons.